Messenger RNA from Pyricularia oryzae 70-15, 2592 nucleotides. RefSeq lists its product as uncharacterized. The transcript has a single exon. The record is from RefSeq and is a predicted model, not a curated record. NCBI's taxonomy places the organism in Eukaryota, Fungi, Ascomycota, Sordariomycetes, Magnaporthales, Pyriculariaceae. Bases 1 to 2592 code for a protein of 863 amino acids.
AUGUUGUCCAAGAUCGCACGAUCAUCUCGCUCGGUUGCGCCUCUUCACCUGAGGACCAUCACCCAGCGUGGCUUUCGUCCUGCCGUGCUUCCAUCUAUCGAGUCGGAAGUUCGCAAAGACUCGCGCCGGAAGAGUGCUGGCUUGAAUGCCAACGCUCUUGACGCCGAGGCCCUCCCGGCAGUUGAGGAGCCAACCAAGAUUCCGAGGCGGAUGGCGAGCUCUUACCCUUCCGCUCAGACCUCGCGCGCUUCUGUCGGCAAGGCUGGUGGCACUCCUACCGGAAUCCUACCUGGCUCCAAUGCCGAGAGCACAGGGAGGGGUCAACUCGAGGAUCUCCUAUUUGGAUCAGAAACAAACCAAGCACAGACCUCAGGAGAUUCGUCUGGCCAGAAUGUCACACAAGCUACGGGAUCGUCGCAGUUGCUGUCGUCCUCGGAGCCCGACUAUGUGAUCGACCCAAUCACCAACCGGAAGGUUUAUAAGGUUGAAACUCCGACCUCUUUGGGUGACGCUCUCGCUACCCCUGCUAUCAAGUCUCAAUUCUCUGGGGUAGAGUCGACACCAAAGUCGGAUCCAUCGCCAUUAGUGUACUCGCCAGUAUUUGAUCCGGAAUUCCCCAUCACACAACAAGAGCUACAGGGAUAUACUGAGCCCAGCAUGGAUUCAGAUCCAACCGGCAGCGACGGUCGCCCAAGUGGCAAUGUCUACUGGCAUCAUGCAAAUGGUGUCACCACCAAGGGUUACUUGAAUAUGUCAAGCUCGGAAAAGUACGAUGAUCUAUCCAAGUACAAGCCGGUCAUGGAGAAAGCACCAGCUACUCCCGAAGACCCCACUAAGGAGUACCAGGACCUCGAGGAGUACCAGCCAGUGAUGACAGGAGGAACGCCAGUUCCCGAGAAUCCAUCAGCUGAGUAUGAGGAUCUGGACGAGUACAAGCCGGUCCUGGUGGAGAGGACACCAGUUGCCGAAGACCCUUCAAAGGAAUACACCGACCUUGACCAAUAUACACCUGUGCCAGACGUCAAGCAGACGCCAAACCCCCAUGAGAAGGAAGUCUACAAAGACCUCCCCGGUUAUUCUGCGGCUCAUCCUGACGUAGAGGCCUCCCCAAACCCUUACGAAAAGGAAGUAUACCAGGAUUUGCACCUAUACGCAUCGCCAUUUCCUGAUGUGGACGUCGCCCCCAAUCCAUAUGAGAAGGAACCCUACACCGAUUUACAUCUGUACCAGGAUGGCUUUGCGUACUGCGAGCCUGAUGGUAAGCCUCUGGCUCCAAACCCGUUCGAAAAGGAGACAUACUCGGAUCUGGAUACAUACUACGCAUUCCGCUACAACGAACCCGACGGAAAGCCUACAGAGUCCAACCAACUUGAGAAGGAGAAGUACACCGACCUAGAAGAUUACUCUCAAGGCUAUCGUGCCUGUGAGCCUAAUGGUCGCUACGCGCUUCGUGAUACCAAUGUCAAGAUGAGCGAGCCUGACCUCGACCAGGAAGCCAAGGCCCUGAACCUCGGGUACACUGAGCCUGGCUCGGAAGGUCCCAUCAGCAAAGUGGCUCGUGCCGUGAGCAACAUGUUCAUGAACAACACACCUCAGGUAUACGAAAGAUCAUGGGGCCUGACACGUCAGGGCAACCUUUCGAAUUGUAAAGAUUUCAAGAUUAUCUCUUCCCCCAAACUAAAUCGAGGGCCCCAACUGACUGGUUCAAAAGAAGAAGCGGACGAGUACGGGUACUCCCUGAAGCCUUUUGGUCUAGAAACCUCCUACGCAGAUGAAUGCAAUGGACGGUCGACCUGGCCUACCUUUACCAGGAUAUACGGCACUCCUGAGGCUGAUCCUCUUCCGUCUUUGGAUGCCGCCAAGAGCAGAGAUACCGCCAACGCUAUGUCUUCGGCUUCUUCAUCACAGUCAUCUUCCACAUCAUCAUCGUCGGCCUCUUCAUCUCCUUCAAAACCAAGUUGCUCUUCCGUGUAUACAGUUUAUAAGGUCCUCGCAUACGAUCCAACCACGCAAAUAGUCGAGAUGGCCCAGACCACAUCAACAGUACCUGAUAACACUACAGGUUUACCGCCAGCCGAGGCGCUGGUGCGCCUUGCCCACCCAAUCAAGUUCUUUCCCUACUUCGCACCUCUCCAAGCCCAAGGGUUCGAGAUCGUGUCCGGUAGUGGCGAUGUUUUGGUAUUUCGCAAAAGUCGCCAAAAUACACUCGUUGAAGAGGCACCAUUUACACAAACCCCCCGCAUCAACCCCAUCGACAUGACGGGAGCGUCCAGUAUGUCUUCGACGGCGACUUCAUUUUUGUCUCCCACGGGCUUUUCCCGCUAUGAGCCGGAUCCCGAUCCUACCAAUGACCAGAGACCGCCUCCACCACGGAGAUUCCAGCCUGGAACUAGGCAGGGAGCCUACACCCCUCAAACUGGGGAGCAGUUCUCUUCGACUUGGUCGCAGACCAACAAACCGACCAAAUCAGCACCGCGUCUUGCGAAGAAAGUCAUAUUGGGAGCAAGUUCAGCUCUGGGUAUCGCAUACGCAGGCGCAGUUGCGGCUGAAUUCUUCAAGUCCGAUGAUGGUAGAGGUCCUAGGCGGUUAUAA